This is a messenger RNA of Cyprinodon variegatus (sheepshead minnow), 2634 nucleotides long. RefSeq names its product heat shock protein HSP 90-alpha (gene hsp90aa1.2). Lineage: Eukaryota; Metazoa; Chordata; Actinopteri; Cyprinodontiformes; Cyprinodontidae. Gene Ontology annotation, molecular function: disordered domain specific binding; ATP-dependent protein folding chaperone; ATP binding. The coding region runs from base 157 to 2352 and encodes 731 amino acids. The record is from RefSeq and is a predicted model, not a curated record. Gene Ontology annotation, biological process: protein folding; cellular response to heat; protein stabilization. Gene Ontology annotation, cellular component: protein-containing complex; plasma membrane; nucleus. The transcript is spliced from 11 exons.
AGAUCUGAGCCAGGAUUUUCUCGAACCAUCUGACAGACUACAAAAGCCGCACCGGCACACUUUGCAGGCGGAUACCUUUACUCUCAGAGAGGCAGCAGCGCAUCGGAGCGAAGAAUACGAGUGUAUUCCGAAGCUUUCAUCACUAAUAGGACGAAGAUGCCUGAACUUCAUGACCAACCAAUGGAGGAGGAGGCGGAGACCUUUGCAUUCCAGGCUGAAAUUGCUCAGCUGAUGUCCCUCAUUAUCAACACUUUUUAUUCCAACAAAGAGAUCUUCCUAAGAGAGCUUAUCUCCAACUCCUCUGAUGCCCUGGACAAAAUUCGCUAUGAAAGCCUUACUGAUCCCUCCAAGCUUGAGUCUGGCAAAGACCUUAAAAUUGAAAUCACGCCCAACAAGGAGGAGCGCACCCUGACUCUCCUCGACACUGGCAUUGGCAUGACCAAGGCCGACCUGAUUAACAAUCUCGGCACAAUUGCGAAGUCUGGCACCAAGGCUUUUAUGGAGGCUCUGCAGGCCGGAGCUGAUAUCUCCAUGAUUGGUCAGUUCGGUGUUGGUUUCUACUCUGCGUACCUGGUAGCUGAGAAGGUCACAGUCAUCACAAAGCACAACGAUGAUGAGCAGUACGCCUGGGAAUCCUCUGCUGGAGGCUCGUUCACAGUUAGACUAGAUAAUUCUGAACCUCUGGGCCGUGGAACAAAAGUCAUCCUGCACCUGAAAGAGGACCAAACAGAAUAUCUGGAGGAAAGAAGAGUGAAGGAGAUCGUGAAGAAGCAUUCACAGUUCAUUGGCUACCCUAUCACACUCUUUGUGGAGAAGGAGCGGGACAAGGAGGUGAGCGACGAUGAGGCAGAGGAGGAGGAGAAGGAAAAGGAGAAGGACAAAGAGAAGGAGGAAGAGAAGGAUGAGGACAAACCUGAGAUUGAGGAUGUUGGCUCAGAUGAGGAAGAUGACCAUGACAAGUCCUCAGAUAAAAAGAAAAAGAAGAAGAAGAUCAAGGAGAAGUACAUUGACCAGGAGGAGCUGAACAAGACGAAACCCCUCUGGACCCGUAACCCAGAUGACAUCACCAACGAGGAGUACGGCGAGUUCUACAAGAGCCUCACCAACGACUGGGAGGACCACCUGGCUGUUAAACAUUUCUCUGUUGAGGGGCAGCUGGAGUUCCGCGCUCUGCUCUUCGUGCCUCGCCGCGCCCCGUUCGACCUGUUUGAAAACAAGAAGAAGAAGAAUAACAUCAAGCUGUAUGUGCGCAGGGUGUUCAUCAUGGACAACUGUGACGAGCUCAUCCCAGAAUAUCUCAAUUUCAUCAGGGGUGUUGUGGACUCUGAGGAUCUGCCCCUAAACAUCUCCAGAGAGAUGCUGCAGCAGAGCAAGAUCCUGAAGGUGAUCAGAAAGAACCUGGUCAAGAAGUGCCUUGAGCUGUUCACAGAGCUGUCUGAGGACAAGGACAACUACAAGAAGUUCUACGAGCAGUUCUCCAAGAACAUUAAGCUUGGAAUCCAUGAGGACUCUCAGAAUAGAAAGAAGCUGUCUGAGCUGCUGAGAUAUUACACCUCUGCAUCCGGAGAUGAGAUGGUCUCCCUCAAAGACUAUGUCACACGUAUGAAGGACAACCAGAAACAUAUCUACUACAUCACAGGGGAAACUAAGGACCAAGUAGCCAACUCUGCCUUUGUGGAGCGUCUGCGUAAAGCUGGCCUGGAGGUCAUCUACAUGAUUGAGCCCAUCGAUGAGUAUUGUGUCCAGCAGCUGAAGGAGUUUGAGGGCAAAAACUUGGUAUCGGUAACAAAGGAGGGUCUUGAGCUGCCUGAGGAUGAGGAAGAGAAGAAGAAGCAGGAGGAGAAGAAGGCUCAGUUUGAGAACCUCUGCAAGAUCAUGAAGGAUAUCUUGGAGAAGAAGGUGGAGAAGGUCACAGUCUCCAACCGCUUGGUUUCUUCUCCCUGCUGCAUCGUGACCAGCACCUACGGUUGGACCGCCAACAUGGAGAGGAUUAUGAAGGCUCAGGCACUGAGGGACAACUCUACAAUGGGUUACAUGGCUGCCAAGAAACACCUUGAGAUCAACCCUGACCAUCCCAUCAUGGAGACGCUGCGUCAAAAGGCAGAAGCAGACAAAAAUGACAAGUCUGUGAAGGAUCUGGUGAUCCUUCUGUUCGAGACUGCUCUACUAUCCUCAGGCUUCACACUGGAGGACCCCCAGACACACGCCAACCGCAUCUACAGGAUGAUCAAGCUUGGUCUUGGUAUUGAUGAGGAUGAUGUGACAUCAGAAGAUGCCACUCCUGCUCCCACUGAAGAUAUGCCUCCUCUUGAAGGUGAUGAUGACUCCUCAAGAAUGGAGGAAGUGGAUUAAGCUCCAUUUGCCACUAGUGUUAAAAUUAGUAAAUUGUACAGUUUAAAGCUUAAUGCUGUAAAUGAGCUUGGAAUGUCUCCGGUUGUCCUGUUUCUGUUCACAUGGACCUCAGUUCAGAUCAUUCCUUUAAGAUGUUGCUUUCCAGUUGUCAGUGACUUUUUUCUUUUUUUUAUUGAUCCACUGCAUUUGUGUUUUGUAUUUAUUGACAUUCCAAAUGUUCUUGAAUGUAAAUAUCUCAAGGUUGAUACUGUUAUUUGGAACAGUUUGGCACAUAAAUAAAAA